This is a messenger RNA of Ipomoea triloba (trilobed morning glory), 1724 nucleotides long. RefSeq lists its product as uncharacterized. Bases 184 to 1446 code for a protein of 420 amino acids. The transcript is spliced from 3 exons. NCBI's taxonomy places the organism in Eukaryota, Viridiplantae, Streptophyta, Magnoliopsida, Solanales, Convolvulaceae. Gene Ontology annotation, molecular function: protein binding. The record is from RefSeq and is a predicted model, not a curated record.
ACCCUUUACGACUUUACCCAUUUCCCCUAAAAUGCCUAAAUCUUAAACUCUAAUUUCCCCUUCCCAAAUUACAAUUGCAAUUUGCAAACUCAGAAGAGUACCUCGAGACGAGAGAUCAGAGUCGGUCGUCUCCUUCGCAACUCCUCCACUCCAGUAGUCCAGUCGGCAGUCUCCAGACUCCAGAUGACGGAAAUCUCAGAAUUCAAAUAUGCUUAUUUCAUUUCCGGAGUAGAAAUAAUUCGGAUUAAAAUCCCUAUGACAUCUAAUAGUUUUAAACACGAAGUCGAGCUUGUGUUCUCUAAUCCAUCUCAACCUCUUCCAAGAGGUAUGGGACUCUUUAGCCACAAUCACAUUGUAUAUAUGGUUGGGGGCUACUUUUUCAAAAGGGAGGUGUGCGUGGACAGACCUAAGGUUGUGGAUGUGGAUGGACUUCAAUAUUUCGAUCUUGUUUAUAUGUUUGAUCCAACCAAGUUUGAAGAAAUUCCGCUUGAAAAUAUUAAACCACUUCAGAACUUAAACUGUGAUUGCAUGAUGUAUCCUAACGUCAUUCGAGCUGAGGAUCGGAUUUACCUGUUGUCACUGCCUGAUUAUUUUGGUCAAAAUUUUGACAUGAUCGGACACGCCUUCCAUUUUCAAUACUUUGAUCCAAACAAGAAUUUGUUUAAAACCCUGCCACCCCCACCCGUCCUACGUGAUUAUAAUUUAAUGAACAUGGUUAGUCUUGAUGCACGGUGUCAUUUUUUCCUUAGAGGUUAUAUAUAUGUGUUUAUUACAGACGCCAAGACUUGUUUUCAAACAUUUAAGUUCAACACCAUAAAUUCAGAUUCAGAAUGGGAGGAUUGCAAGUCCAUGGUGGACAAAUUUAAAGAGAAAAAUAUUCCUUUUCCCUUCUUACAUGUUGGCGAUAUGGGGAUUUCGAAUGAAUUGGUUGAUAACACUUGGAUUCUAGUCGCCCUUAAUGGUGGUGCUCUGCCCAUUGCAUAUAAUGUUCACCUUAGUGACAAGGGUGAUAUUGAUCCUAUAUCUCAUAGGGUUCUGGCUGAACUUCAUACUUCGGAUGUUCAUAAGUAUGGCAGAGAAAAUGAUUGGAAACAAUUAGCUGAUAUGGGAGGUGGUAGGUUUUGUGUGAUGUGCUGUGCUUUAGAUGAAGAUUUUUUGAUAUACGGCUUCGAAAUUGAUUUUGAACUUGAAUGGACCAUUCAAAGUGAUAAAACUAAAGUGAGUUCGUCAUCUAUUAUUUUCAAAAUGGAAUUCAAUCAUAAUUACCCCAUCCCUUUGAAGGGUCAACUUACCGGUUUCUGUAUAGCCUCUGCUCCUCCUCCUCUUGCAUCUCCCGACAAUGAAGACCAAGACAAGAAUGAUAGGAAGAGUAAGAGAAAAAGGGGAAGUAGAUUGUUUGUAUAUUUAUUUCCAGCUCUGCUCCUCCUUCUCCUCCGGCGCCGCUGAGUAUGUUUUCUUCUGUAUUUGCUUAAUAUAGUAAUCAGCAAUGUUAAUUUAUUGGGAACAAAGGGUAUGCUUCUUAUUUCUUAUUGAAUGUGAAGUGUUCAAACAUUGAUAAUUGUGUUUCAUUCUUUCUUAUCUGGCUUUAAGUUGUUCUUGAUGGCUUAUACAUAUGUACGUAAUGUGGUAAAUUAUAAAGAAAAACUAGGUUUAGCUCUUCAAGUUUGCAAUAUAUAUGUAGUGCACAUCAAGUAGUGUGUUUAUACAAAAUGUUUGAAUGGAAA